AUGCGCUGCCGCCACUUCCUAACCCCCCUCCUCUCCCCCCUCUCCUUCGCAAAACCCCCUUCCCGCCCCCUCGCCAGCCGCGCCCGCGCCGUGGCCUACCCGCCCUCCCAGCGCCGCGCCGCCCUCGCCGAGCCCGACGUCGGCAUCUCCCAGUUCGCCUCCUCACUCCCCGGCUUCCGCGGCGCCCUCAAGCAGCGCUACUCCGACUUCAUCGUCCACGAGGUCGCCCGCGACGGCACCCUCGUCCGUCUCACCUCCUUCGACCUCCCCGACGAGCGUGCAGAUACGGAUGACGAGGCCGAAGCGGACCUCCCGCGCGCACUGGAAUCGUUUCGGCUGCUCUGCGGUGACGCCGACUGUGAGGCGUUAAGGGGAUUUCUGUCGAGGGUUUCAGAGGGUGAUAGUGAUGUCUCACCGAUCAUUCUCUCCCCUGACGCCGAUAAGGCUCAUCGCUUGGAGGUUCAUGACUUCUUCAAGAGGAACUUCAUCUUCUUGGUGACGGACACCGUUGAGCACAGCGAUGGGGUCCAGAGGUGUAUUAGGGUGCGGUUGAGGUCAGGGCCACGUGGCCGGAGGAAUGUUGGUGAGAAAGCGAGCAAUAGGACGGGCAUAGGCAGUUCUGAACCUUCAGGCUGGAGAGAUGACAGGCCAUUUGAUAGUAGAGGAUCUAUAACCUGGCCUUAUCAUCUUGGGAAGUUUCUCAGGUUUCAUCUCUACAAAGAAAACAAGGACACCCAGGAGGCACUAAGAGUUAUAGGAAAAAUGUUAGGGCUUCAGCCACGAUCUUUUAGGAUUGCAGGGACAAAGGAUAAACGUGCUAUUACAACCCAGCAGGUAACACUUUUCAAGGUACAUGCCAGUAGGUUGGCUGCUCUAAAUAAUAAACUCACUGGCAUUAAAGUUGGAGAUUUUAAUUAUGUAAAGGAGGGCCUUGUUCUUGGUCAACUCAUGGGAAACCGAUUUACAAUUACCUUAAGGAGUGUUAUCGCAGAAUCAGAAGACAUGAUUAAGGUAGCUGUUGAUGGAUUGAUAAAAAGUGGGUUUAUCAAUUACUACGGUCUGCAGCGUUUUGGUAGUGCUUCAGUACCAACUCAUCUCGUUGGUGCUGCUUUGCUUAGAGGAGAGUGGAGAAGUGCUGUUAGCUUGAUUCUUGAUCCAAGGGAAGGAGAGUGUGAUGACAUGAAUGGGGUGAGGGAACAUUACAAGGAACAUGGUGAUAUUGAUGUGGCAAUUAGGAAUUUUCCUCGGCGUCUCAUAGCAGAGAGGGCUAUCCUUCAGCGUUUGAAGAAGUACCCUGGCAACUAUCUACAAGCACUAAUGGCUAUACCUAGAGCACUGAGACUGAUGUAUGUACAUAGUUACCAGAGUUAUCUAUGGAACCAUGCUGCGAGUAUGAGAGCUGGAAUGUAUGGUUUAUCAGGGGUCAUAGAAGGUGACUUGGUUUACAAAAAAGAAUGUCUUGGAGAAGGAACUGUAACACAUGCUUCAAAAAAUAAUGAUGACCACACCAACGCAUCUGAAAUGGACAUAUUUGCUGAAACACUUCCGGAAGAAAUGAUCCAGUCUGUCAAGAUAGCUGAUUCUGAAGAUUUAUUGAAGGCAGUGUACACACUCGAGGAUGUUGUCCUUCCUUUGCCUGGCUCAGAAACAUUGUUUCCUGGAAAUGAAGUUGCUGGCAUUUACCAUGAAAUAGCUAACAAGGAUGGUAUUAGCCUGACAGAGAGCAUCCAUGGAGUCAAGGAAUUCUCGAUUACAAGCAUGAAAGGAGGUUACCGUCGUGCAUUACAACGACCUAUUGACUGUGAAUGGGACCUCAUGACUUACACAGAUGACAAAAUACCCUUAGUGGAGACUGACUUAGAUGUUCUAUCCAAAGCCAAGCCAUCUGAAGUAAAUGAGCUAUUAUCUACAGGGGCGUCACAUGAUGAUUCAUUGGACACUUUUGGAGCAACCAUCCUAGCAGAGACCGAAACUAUUGGCAGCUCAGAUCUGUUACCAGAGCUUGCCGUAAAAUUAAGUUUUACUCUACCGACAUCAUCUUAUGCUACAAUGGCUAUCAGGGAGCUGACGAAGACUUCAACUUCGGUUGAUUGUCAGAAAGCAUUAAACUCCUGA
Messenger RNA from Triticum turgidum subsp. durum (durum wheat), 2115 nucleotides. The record is from the annotation of a GenBank genome assembly. Lineage: Eukaryota; Viridiplantae; Streptophyta; Magnoliopsida; Poales; Poaceae.